Messenger RNA from Penicillium canescens, 819 nucleotides. Its product is annotated as putative mitochondrial inner membrane protease subunit Imp2. Gene Ontology annotation, molecular function: serine-type endopeptidase activity. The coding region runs from base 1 to 819 and encodes 272 amino acids. The record is from RefSeq and is a predicted model, not a curated record. NCBI's taxonomy places the organism in Eukaryota, Fungi, Ascomycota, Eurotiomycetes, Eurotiales, Aspergillaceae. Gene Ontology annotation, cellular component: membrane; mitochondrial inner membrane peptidase complex. Gene Ontology annotation, biological process: mitochondrial respiratory chain complex assembly. The transcript has 2 exons.
AUGACGAAACCACAACCGCGCAACCGCACAGCACCUACACCAAACCCCCGAUUCCGAGUAAAACCCCAAGAAGCCCCGGCUCCAAAAGCGACAGAGCCCCCAGCUGCAGCCCCAGGCCCAGCCCUCAUCAAACCAAAGCGCCGCCCGUUCUUCCAAACAAGCCUCCUAACAAACCUCCGCCAACGCUUCGCAAGCCUCCCCUCCCCAGUUCGCCGAACAUGUCGCACCCUCCGCUGGCUAGCGCCCGUCAUCCCAAUCGGCCUCUUCUUCCCGGAACACGUCAUGCAAGUGAUGUGGGUGCGCGGGCCGUCAAUGACACCCUACCUCAACGAGGACUACGAUCAAAUGCAAACGAAGAGCGAUAUGGUAUUGGUUAAUAUGUGGUCGUGGGGUGGAUUGCUACCCUUUCGGAAGGAGAAGAAGCUUGAACGAGGGACAAUCGUGACUUUCCGAUCCCCAGCAAACCCGUCACACAUCGCCAUAAAACGCAUAAUCGGUCUACCAGGCGACCGCGUCACGACCCGCGAACCAUGUCUGAAAGCGACGCAGAUCGUGCCGUGGAACCAUGUGUGGUUGGAAGGGGAUGCAGAGGAUCCGCGGAAGACGCUGGAUAGUAAUACGUACGGACCGGUCAGUCUCAGUCUGGUUACUGGGCGGGUAUUUGCCGUUCUGGGGCCGCGUAUGCGGUGGCUGAAGGCGUCGGAUUGGGAGGAGGGUGGUGAUGGAGAUGUGAAUAGUCGGGUUGAGAGACAUCGGCAAAGUGUUCGGGAUCGGGUUGUUAAGAAUGCUGUUAAGGUUGAGCAGCCUUUCUUGAAUUGA